AUGAAGAGGUCCAUCUUAAUAUCAGCUUUACUUCUCUACAGCCUCAGCUGGAUCUCCGUCUCAGGUUCGGACCUUCAGACUGUGGAGGUUCAGCCUGGUCAAGAAGCCACACUGCUGUGCUCCAACAUUUCCAAAAAUCCAACUCAGACAGAUUGGUUCAGAGUGGUCAACAGAACCAAGCCCACCUGUAUCUUCUCUAUGUAUGGGUUUGGUGGUGAAGCUUCACCCUGUCCUGGAUUUGAAAAUGGAAAAUUUGAAAUGAGCUCAAACAUCUCAACAGUUUUUCUUAAAAUAGAACGAGUGGAUUUAUCUGAUUCUGGGAUGUAUUUCUGUGGAUUUUACAUCAACAUGCAUACAGUCAUUUCAACUGCAACACAUUUAAAUAUUCAAGGUGAUGCUGAACCUGAUGAUGAAGUGGAUUUUAACACUCAAAAGGAGACUAAUGAAAUGACAGAACUAAUGAGUGGGAUCCUGGGUUGUCUGAGUGUUUUCCUCCUAUUAAUCAUCAUCGUUUUGGCUGUUAAAAACAGGAAACUUAAGACAGCUAUGAACAAAGAAGUACAGCCGGAAAGAAAAAAGAAGGUGGGUUCAGAUGACCUGAACUACGCAGCUCUAACCUUCCAGGCGAAACCAAAGAGAAACCACAGACAUGCAUCAGAGAGAAACAUGGAGCCAAAUGUUGUGUACGCUACCACCAAAGCAACUGCAGCUCGAAGUGGAGCAGAUGCUUUAUCACAUUAAUCUGUUGUUGUGGUGUCUGUGUUUGUGGGUGGGAGGAGUCAAAGAACACAGGUUAAAUAAUGUUUCUAUAUUUUAACCUUCAUAUUUCUCUGUCUCGGUCAAAGUGUCAACCUUUCUUAUUCUGUCUGAGAGGAAAAAGAGCAUGCGUAACGUGUGAUAGAGAACAAUUCUGAUAGGACAUUGUCAAACAUACAAGUAGCGAGUCUAAAAUGCGCUGUGAUGGGGGAAGGAGUAAGUGAGUGAGGUUAACAUCACUCAUUUGACAGGAACAAACAGCCCAUCGUGGUCUCUGAGCUGGUCUCUGAACACUGAGCACAGUUGAGGUAACAACUUUGAGGCCUCUGAAGUGACAGCUCUGUGGAAAGUAGAACAGGAAGCAGUGAAAAACUAGCCCCUUAUGAUAAAAUUAAAGUAGGUGUGGUAUUAGAACUUUCCAGAGAAGUAAAAUAACAAUAGAAUAAGCCAGCACCCCGUGGGGACAAAUAUUGCCUGUGCAAAUGAAAAAUAAAGACUCACAAGAAGAUUUCAAAGCUAUUCAAACUCAUUGCUGCUCUAAGAGAACAAGAAUGUGACAUUUUAACUCUCUUACUCUCUGUCUCUCUCUAAGUAUCUCUCUUUCACUGUAGGCAUGUGGUUCCAUAAGGAUUGUUGAAUUUUAUUGCUUCACAUCAUUGCGUUAAUGAGCUUUUGCUAAUUUUUGCUUUUAAUCAUUACUUUAGGUAAAACAUCUACAGAACUACUUUCAAUAUCUGCUGUAGAAUGCUUAUUAUUUAUAGCCUGCACUAUAAAGCUUUUAUCACACAGCAUACACAUCAUUAAAUAGUGCAGCAACAUUAAAUAGUCUCCAUGUCCUUUUUACAAUAUUCUUUUAUUUUACUGCUGUUGGUUUUAAUUUCAGAUUGUGUGCAUCCAUCAACCGGCUCUGAAACUACUAGCAUAAUAGAGCCUUCUUUCCAAACAAAGACUCACCACUGGUCUUGAUUAAAACUCACCCCAGAAUGUCCUCCCAAAGGUUUAAGCUCACAGUAGGUCUUAUUGGUGCCAGGCGCUGCCUAUAACUGCCCCAGAUAAUCACCCUAAGUGAGAUGAACCACAUUUUAGCUUACUUGAUUUGCAUACCUUUUAAUCUUAUUUGUUUUAAACAUCAACUGUGAGGUUCGUAUGGCACCUGUUUGUCCUGAGCGACACUCUCAGAGGGGUCAGCCUGGAUAAGCCAGGCUUCGAGGACCAAGAUAAACUGUUUGUGGCACCAAUUCCAAUCCCCAGUCUCUCGAGUGAUGCAUGGAGGCAUAAACCUUUGUCUCACAUUACAUCUGACACAGAUAUAAUGUCAUGAGAGUUUCAUUCUGCCAACACCAAACUUUCCUGGGAGGACAUAUUUCAGUUUAUGUUAUGUUUAUGUUGAUUAUUAGCCGGGGCUUACAGAUAUGUAAUGGCACUGCAAAGCAGUAUGAGCGGAAAGAUAAAAAAACAAAAGACACCCCUCCUCUCUAAAGCCUUUCGCAGACGCUCAGUGGUACAAAAACUCCUGACAGUGAGACAAUGAAACGGGCAAUGAAGAGCCUCAGCUUAAUAUCAACUUUAUUCGUCUGCAGCCUCAGCUGGAUCUCCGUCUCAGGCUCGGACCUUCAGACUGUGGAGGUUCAGCCUGGUCAAGAAGCCACACUGCUGUGCUCCAACAUUUCCACAGCUCCAACUCAGACAGAUUGGUUCAGAGUGGUCAACAGAACCAAGCCCACCU
Molecule: messenger RNA, 2482 nt
Organism: Scatophagus argus
Lineage: Eukaryota; Metazoa; Chordata; Actinopteri; Scatophagidae
Exons: 7
Coding region: 1-741 (246 amino acids)
Biological process (GO): response to bacterium
Source: RefSeq, a predicted model, not a curated record